UGUUUUUUACUUUGACCUACAGAGAUCCGCAUUGUCCACGUGAAGGCGUAAAAACAGCGUUUAUUUCUCUUCGCUUAUGUUUGUUUAAUCGAUAUUUCUGUAAAUUAUGGCGGGGAUUGUGUGUCGCACCGUGAGCCGGAUCAUAUCCAAUCAGAUUCAAUCGUCAUGCUGCAGUUCUGUUGUUGCUGUCAGACACAGUCACUGGUUUACAUCAGUGCUUUCACUGAAAACAUCAAUGCCUUUAAGAGCCGAGCCCAAGAAGAAAAAGAAGGUGGAUCCACGCCGAGAACAAAUGAUGAAGGAACGCCUGAAGAAGAAGCUGAAAAAGAUGGAGAAAGUUCCGCCUGAACUGAUUCCUAUUGAAGACUUCGUUACUUCAGCCAAGAGCUUUGAUGAGACCAGGAUCCGUGAGGCUCCUCGACUCUCUUUUGAAGAAAGUGAACGCAGAGCUCUUCUGCUGAAGGAAUGGUCCAGAUACAAACACAUCCAGCACCAGGCGGAGAUGGGUGCUAUUAAGGAUGCGCUGGAGGCCCAGAGGCAGGCGCUGGAGGAGCUGAAACUGGAAUCAGAGGAGCUUUAUAAAGCAGCGAUCAGCCCAGAUAAUGACAUUUUCCCCUUCCAGCAUCAGGGCCCCUGCUACACACCUCCAAUCGAAAACUACGAGGCCCCAGACGGCAAAUACCACGACAUCACUCGAGUGUACACGCAGUGAACGGACCA
This is a messenger RNA of Xyrauchen texanus (razorback sucker), 720 nucleotides long. It is a transcript of the gene mrpl40, whose product is annotated as mitochondrial ribosomal protein L40. Gene Ontology annotation, cellular component: mitochondrial large ribosomal subunit; mitochondrial ribosome. Bases 107 to 712 code for a protein of 201 amino acids. The record is from RefSeq and is a predicted model, not a curated record. The transcript has 4 exons. NCBI's taxonomy places the organism in Eukaryota, Metazoa, Chordata, Actinopteri, Cypriniformes, Catostomidae.